Messenger RNA from Neospora caninum, 29136 nucleotides. RefSeq lists its product as hypothetical. The transcript has 22 exons. NCBI's taxonomy places the organism in Eukaryota, Apicomplexa, Conoidasida, Eucoccidiorida, Sarcocystidae. Gene Ontology annotation, biological process: protein retention in Golgi apparatus; protein targeting to vacuole. The record is from RefSeq and is a predicted model, not a curated record. Gene Ontology annotation, cellular component: extrinsic component of membrane. The coding region runs from base 1 to 29136 and encodes 9711 amino acids.
AUGCUGUCAUCACUUCUCUUAUCGCAACUGAACGCAGUGUUGUGUCAAUUUUUUGAGAACAUUUCACAUCAGCAGGUGGAAGCGUCUUUGCUUGGAGGCCAGCUGAUUCUGAAAAGGCUCCGCCUCAAAGAAAACGCACUGGCUCCCUACUCUCUACCAAUUUCUGUCACCUAUGGCGUGCUCAAGGAACUGCGAGUACAGGUCAACUGGUUUCGUUUGCUGUGUCACCCUGUCGUUGUGGAGGCUGAGGGUCUCCUGGUCGUCGGCACAACAAUCCCGACAAAUGAGUGGGAUGUCUCAGUUGAACGGGAUAAUUUGUCUGAGCAGAAGAAACUUCGGCUGGCUACGGAUGAACUGUUAACCUACGCGAAGAUUGACCGAAGCGUCGCAACCCGAUUCCUUCACAAGCUUGCGUACACUUUGAUAGGCCGCAUUGAGGUAAGGGUGAAGCGCUUGGAAAUUCGGUUGGAAGAGGCGGAAAUCAAUCCAGGACGCAUGUGCGCUGUCGGGUGGCGUGCCCGCUAUGUUCAAACCGUUCACUGCAACGAGAAAUGGGAGCCCUACAGGGGCCAGGGAGGCUUGGAAGCUUCUCUCGCGCCUUUACGAGGCGAGCAAGGGCUCUACGACGAAACAAGUGCAGACGAGGAGACCUCCCCUCAAACAGAGUACUGUUUGUUUCCGCCAGCUGCACGGCCCGACCAUCACCAGCACACCUGCCGAUACGGGGAUUCCUGCGACGUUCAGUCGCGCCGCCAAGCAUCCGGAACUUCGAGCUUGAGACCCUCAUUCGCUCCCCGAUUUCUUGGCUGGUCUCUAUGGUCCUGGACCAAGAGGCUUAUUGUCGCAUCGAUUUCGUCCCUCUCAGGCGGAUUGGGGGCGGGGAGGAAAGACGGCACUUCUCGGGCAGGUGGGUUUGCGGCUUUAUCUCCAACAGACGAGGUAGUGUUUAAGAAAAUUGUUGUCGCCGGUUCGGCGAUUUACCUUGAUUCCCUGACACCGGAGGGCCCGCGUUCACCAUGGCUCCCCCAACCGGCCUCGGCUCGAAAGGCCCUCCUCGUCCGCUUGACGAGGGCUCGGGAGCAGGCUCGAAGCAGUCAGCGAGGGUCGUCGGGGCUGUGCGAUCCAGGCCGCUCGUCGCAGCAUGCGGUUGGAAGCGCCGAGCCACAUUCACCCGGGAAUCACCAGCAACCAGACUACUUACCCCAGAGCCCGGGAGCGUCGUCUCCAGGUUCCAAUGCUUCAGCGCAUCAUGGCGACCUUCAAGGAGUGCGUAGCACUCCGCCAUCCUCUGUUUUAGGUGGAAGAAAGGCCACACACCACCUGGAAGUGGAAGGGAGGGGCCGGGACACCUUGACUGGGUUUGGAACUGCCCACCUCUCUUCGAGUGGCUGGUUCGACCUUUCUCGAACUGGAGAUCUAGUCGAGAAUGACGUCACUGUGGCCGUCCGACGAGUUGGCGCUCGCCAGGCUCCGGCCUUCGUCUCUGUUAGAACCCGAGAAGACAGCAAGCUUGUCUCACGCGGUGCCGGUGGCGCUCCCUGGCGGACACCGGCCGCCCGUUCCAAGGCAGCGCACGAGGAACCAUUCCCGCCUCCCAAAGACGACAGAGAAAUGGAUGCCAACUCAGACGUAGGCCCACUGAUGACCGUGCACGAUCUGUUCACGAGCGAGGAAAUGACUCUGAGAGCGGAAGCAAGCGCUCCACAACACCAGUACCUCUACCGCCCAGGAAGGCUCGAGUUGCGAGUCCGCAUUCUCAAUCGGCCCACUCAGGCGGUCCCUGAGAGUCCAGCGUUCUCCGAUCGACUUUUUGCUCGACCGCUUCGGGCCAUCGCGCACUUUGGCUGUUUCUCGAAAAUCUUUCGAGGACCACGCGGGGCUUCUGCGGGGACAGUGCCGUCAAGCACAGCCAACUACCAUCCUGGCCCGGCAGGCACUGUGGGGAAGCGGGAAGCAAAGGGGGGAGCCUCCAUGCGGGGAAACGACAGCGAAGUCAAGGAAGGACCGAACUGGAGAUUUCAGCGCAGACAAGGGAAAAACACUGAGAGCCAGGGGGCCGACUGGGGAACACAGAGCUCAGGCGAAGGGCAGGCUGGCGCGAAUGGGACGAUAGCAGAAAAGAAACUAUGGCAGCCGAAUGUGGAAGAUACCUCGCUACCCGCGUUCACCCUAUACUUUGUCUUCUCCCACUCACACAUCGAGGCCACCAUGGACCAACUUGCCACCGUCCUUCAGUGGAUCGAUUACAACAUCUUCCUCUACGGAGAUCUGAUUUCUGGCGCCGCCUUGGACCUGAUGAGGAAGGAACCCUCAGCAGAAGAGCAGAGGGAAUAUUUUCUAGCUUGGAGGCGGCGUCUGCUGGCAAAGACAUCCGCCUAUCUCGGAACGACUGACGGCUUCUCUCAGCUAAGAUCUUUCCUUCGAGAAGCGCUUCGAGGCAGAAAGUUAGAGAGAUCGGGCUCUGAUAAUGUGUUGUUUGCACCCCGUGGAAUGGCAAGCGCUAACUUGCCUUCCCUUCCUCUCGUGGCGGCUCAACCCUCUGCAGGUCCUCCCGACUCUCCUAACCACUUUCCCUCCUUGCUCCGAAGUCGGCAGCAAGACGAUGAGAGACAGGGCGAGAACAGGAAGGAGAAAGGUACCGCGAACGAGAAACUGCCUGUCUCGACUCGAGUCGAGUUUCCUCUCCACGCCGAAGGAGACCGCGCAGAGAGACAGCUGCCGGUGUCUACGGACGUUGGGGUACCAGGAUCCACAUCGGCAGCCCCAGGAGGUACGCGUGGACUCACGCCAUUCUUCAAGGGGGGGUGCCCAGAAGCAGAUGAGGGACGGCGAGAGUCAAACUCUGGAGGUUCCAAGUUCGCUCGCGCGGGUCGCAGAAUUGAAAGACACACUCUCGACGAGCAGUGCAUUGCAGCUUUCGAGGAAGCGUACUGGGUGGAUGAGAUAUUGCGCAUCCGGGCGGAAGCGUUGGAAAGCUUGAAAGAACUGAUGCGCCAGGGAGACCAAAAGAGAGACACCACAAAACAGCCAGAGGAUACGGUUCCGGUGGGCAGAAGACGCAGAGACGUCGAGCGAGGAGAGUACACACGACUGAGAGAGGGAUUGCCUUUUUUGGAUCAGGAAAGAAAGAAAAGAGAGGAAGCACAGGCGAACCGCGAGAACGAUACCCACACGGAUCGUUCAACAGAUCAAGACGUUCUCUCCAGGAGGGGGGGAGAACAGGAAAGCGACAUAUAUUUCUUCGCAGCAGAAGAGAUGCCGUCGCCGUGUGAAAACUCACGGAGCCCCACAACCUUUGCGACUGUGGAUAGCCCCGCCGGCAGCUGGACAAUAUGGGGCAACGAGGAAGAGGAGAGUAUGCUCGCGAACAACAGGAAACACAGUGCUGAGAAGUACAGUGUUCGCGACGCUGAACUCACACCAGUUGGCUCCGCGCUGAAUCUCGAGCUCGCGCGAGACUCUGAAGAACAUGCGGGUUCUGAUACUUCGAGUCACAAGGGUGUUGGGGAAGGUGAGGCGAGAAGGAACAAGGACGCGCAAGAGGGAGGGACAACUGACCGCCGCUGUACCGCUCCCUCCUGGUCUCGACAACAGCCUUCCUCUUCUGUUCCUGGUGCAUUUAAAGGGCGUCUCAACGCUCAACCGCCCUCGCCGCGCUUGGGUCCCUGCUCCAGGCGGGUAGGAAGCCGUGAGCGCGCUGAGGCGCUGCAAGAGACAGAGGAAGAAGGAAAAACGGACUUCUGGACAGUCGACACGGAGCAGCAAGAGGGAGGUGAAGACGAAGAGUCGAAAGGGGGAAGGCUGCGGGUUCCCCGGUUUUGCGCGAGAGCUCGUCCACGAAAGAAAGGCAGGAGUCGCGAGCGCGAAAGACAGGAAGAAGACACAGAAACUACAGAGAAAGACACCAUAAAGCUUGUAGCUCAAAACCUGUCAGGAGAGAGAAUCACAAAGACUGUCAUGACAGUCGUUGUUCUCGAAUGCAUGGAAAUUACCCUCCGUCCUGCUGAAGGGGACGACGCACGACUAUCUCUCAAGUGCCGAGAAUGCUACAUCCAUAACGUCCUCUUUGAAGAAAUGAGAUCGUCGACAUGCGUCGCAUUCCAAGACGUGAGCAUCGAAGACUUCCUGUCACCGGAGCUUGCUCAUCCUACAGUCCUUCGCAUGUAUCCUCCUCCUGAACCUGAGUGUCCUCACUUGCCUAGUCCUUCCUCUUCGUCUCCCGGCUCCGCUUCGCUUUCCUCUCCUCUCUUGUCUCUGCCUUCUCCGUGCUAUGCAACGUCGGCGCUUCCGUCCCUCGGGCCACAUCCUGGGGUCUCUGACCCCUGCGCCGCUUGCUCGGUUCGCCGCUCUGCAGCCGCCUUGCCCCGCCUUUCGUCUGGAGAGGGCGUCACCGGCUCGUUGUCUCCGCCGUCGCAAGGAAGGACGCAGGGCGGAUGGAUCCGGCUCGACAUGUGGGCGAAACGCAAUAAGUUGACUCCCGACUCGCUAAUGUAUGUACACCUCAAAGACUCGGUCCUCGUGACGCUCAGCCCCGCGGCAGCCUUGCGAGCGUUGCACGUUCUUGUAAAAGCUCUCGAGCCGAUUGAGCGAACGCAUUUGCUGGCGAGAAUGGAAGAGAAAGCGCGAGAGGCAGUGAGACGACAAGAAACGUAUUUGGCCGAUAUGGCCCUUGGAAAUACUGCACAUUCGUGCUCCGACCUCUGCCUUGUUCUUGACGCACCGUGCCGGCUUCUGCUUCCAUUUCAUGACCACGAGGCAGCUUCCCCCGGCAUGCUCUUCUCCUGUGGGGCCUUUUGCAUCGACUCACAGCUGCGCCUCCCCAGAUCAGACGCCAAAGACAUUUCCUCCUCUCCCCCUUCCCCCUCUUUUCCCUCUUCCCCCGUUUCGUCUUCGUCGCUUGCGCUGGCGGCUGGUGACCGGCAACACGCCAGAAGAUUUGACUGUGUGCUCAUGGACAACGCGACCUGUCGAGGGAGUGAAGGCGUCUUGCUCCCCGACCUUGACGAGAGAUCUGAAGACGAACCCGAGGGCGCAGGAAUCGGAGAGACGCUCGACGAAAGUGGACGGACAGGAGCCCAUCACCAGGGCAAAGGGGGCCAUACACUUUCUGCCUUGUGGUCCUCGCCACCGUCGCGCGUCUGCCCAGAACGCCUGUUUGACAGAUAUGCCGUCGGCUGUGGGGACUGUACAAUUCUUCGCGUGGGCAACGCCUCCGCCUUCCUUCAUUUUCUUUCCUUCGCAUGCACGUGCGGCUCUUGUGGUGAGCUCCUCGCCGCCCUCUCCACCUCUCCUCAAGCGACCGCCGGAACAUGCUCGCACCUUGCAGCGCUGGGGCUUGCCGUGCCCACCUCGCGCCGCACCCCUUCUGCGUCCAAAGAAUGCAUCUUCCCGGAUGAGGGCGACGCAGGCGAGAGGGACCGGAGAGAGCGGAACCAGGCAGAUGAGAUCAGGAGAGAAGGACGCAGAGAAAGGAAGAGAGGAAGCAGUGGAACGUCGUUGUGUGAGGGCGAAAAUGAGGAAGCAGACGAGGCCUUUGAGCCGUCGACAGGACGCGGGCUGCGCAGCUCUUUCGCGCUUUUUCGGGAAAAACCAGGCAGUCGCCAAAUCCCAGACAUCAGCCGUCUCCCAUGCGUACCCGAGCCUUCUUUGCUGCUUUCGCGGAUUCCUCUAAGAGGAGCAGGAAACGAAGGCGAGAAGGGCGAGCAGGCAGUCCUAGAAGAACAGACGCGACCCUCUAGCGAGAGACGACUUCGCAGCUGGAACUCGCCCUCAGAGUCGGUUCAUGCAACUCCAGCGGAGCGUGGAAGACGCACGUCGACCGACACGUGUUCAUCCUCUGAGCAUAUGUCUUGCUCCUCGGCUUCCUCGUCGCUUGCCUCCGAAAGAAAACGGGCGUCGCUUCUUCCUCUCGCGGCGUCUCGUCGCCUCUCUCGCAGGAGUCCAUACGCGGAGUUCACGGCAGAGAAGAAACAGAACCUCGAGCUUCUCUCUUCGCCCUCCCGCCGUCGCGCUUCUCGGUUCUCUCACAAGGUCCACUCCCUUCGCAGUCCGGCAGACGCUUUCUCCACACAUAGCGUCAAAGUCCUGGCUGAAGCGGCUGCCUUGGAACGCCCCGUCGCUGUGGGAAAGGAAGUGAACGACAUGCGCGCCAGGGGACGAAGCGGCAGUGGCCAGAGAGACCACAGCCGGUCGCAGGCAAAAAGGUGGGAAAAACAAAGAGCAGCGGGGGGAGAAGAGGCAGGGAGCGAUGAGGAAGAGAUGUCACAAAGGCGUCGGGAAGAAAAGAGGGACAGAACGAAAGACAGUGGCGAGAGGGGAAGAAAUGUCAGUAUUGAAUCGCUCCCCCACCGCCGAAAGAACUUCCCGUCCAUGGGCGAGCGCGCGCCUCAGGACAGUCAGUCGCCUCUCUACCUUCUCUAUCCUGUGUCCUUCCGCCUUUUCGCCGACGUGUGUCAUUGGACGCGAGCUGAAGGCCUCCCAGCCUUUCGUCUCAUGCUCAGAGACGACAACCUGAUCGGCGGGAUUUUCUUCGAUCUUUCCGACAACGACCUAAGAAAUCUUGCGUAUCCUCUAGCCACCUUUCUCAAGACCUUAUCUGUGCUUCCCCCCCUUGCCGCUUCAUCUGCGUCUUCUUCCUCGCCCUCUCCCCCUCCGCCUGGGCCUGAGAAGGAGACAGUUCUCGCCCCACCCUUUCCGGGCUCGGCAGCGCUCCAAGGGGCGCCUGCCGCUCCACUCGAGAGACGCGCCAACUUUGUAGCCGUCUCCCACGCCGGUGCACAGCGAGGCCUCGAGGCCAUGCCUCCCGGGUGGUCGGAUGGGGAGACGGGAAGAGAAACUGCAGCCGCAAGUUGCAAGGAAAAGCGCCCCAAGAAGAGCGUGGACGAAACGAACAGGCAGCAGGAACUCGCCGACGCGUCGAGGCCUGGAGGCGAGGGGCAGACUCCAAGCCGAGGAGGCGGAGACGGGCCGCCCGGCGCUCCCUCGUUGAAUUCGGAAACUCAAGAUGGGAGAGGGGAAAAAGACAGGGAGGCGCACCCGCAGCGCCACCAACCAAACAAGGAGACAUCUACGGAAGACGAGCGAGAAGGCGAAGCGAUAGAGCCGGAACGACACGAUGUCUGUGCACCCUUGCUCCUUCGAUCUCACCUCCUGUUCACCAACUCGUCUCUCACAGUCCCUUCGGCUUUGGAAGAAGGCCCUUGCGAGGAAGAGCCCGAGCAGAAGGCAGAUGUGGACGAAAGACGAGAGGGAGACGAAGACUACGCACGCUCAGCGUCUGAGAGAAUGCGUGGAUCUGCCGACGCGGCAAUCCCUUCCUUGCCAUCUCUGCCUCGCGUGGCUCCUUCUUCAAGAGCAGGGCUUCAGCCUCUCCACUUCCCUGCUUCGUUUGCCUCUUCAGCUACCUCGUUGGUCCCCGCGGCGUCUGCGCUGGGCCGCCAAGACCGAAGCGCCGCCGGCCAGAGAGACGAGCCGCCGACGCACAGCUGGGGACUCUGGCCCUUCUUCCAUCGGCUGUCUCUGCGGCUUCACAAGGCCUUGGCUAACCAGCAAGGAGGCGCGGCGAAUACGCCGAACGCAAGGGACCCAACGCGCCGAGCCUCCGCGGAGGCGGACCGACACUCACGAGCCGAAAGUUCGACUGCGCGUGGGGCUCAGACGCAGCCAGGCGCCGGCGUCAAGGCGAGACGGAGGGGAGGCGAGAGAGAAAGACACGGUAAAGGACCGCGAAACAGAGAGAAAGGCCGGGGCGCCAGAGCGACUCGGAAGCAUCUGGAAUGGACAGCGCGCGGGGCGAAUCGGACGUGUUCGCGCACGCCUCACGGGUUUCUCGUGAUCCCCCUCCAGCAGUAUGUGAGGCGGCGAACAGUCUUGGAGCGAAAACGGCAAGGGCGAAGAAGACUGAGGGGACAUGGCGCGGCUGAGCGUGCGAGCGUUCCGGCUGGCAAGGUGGAAGCGAGACGCCGCACGGGGCGGCCGUCUGCCAAGCCCCACAGACUGACCAGCGCGCGGGGACUGCCUCGACCAUUGCGAAGGGGACUCCUUGGAGACAGCGGGAAAAACUCGCCGCACUCACACGCGGGUUCGUCCGCUUCCAUCAACUCGUUUCCCCCUCCGACGGUGCAUGAGCGGCGGAGCGCGAACGGGCGCGAGACUUCUCGCAAGAAGCGAGAGAGCGGACGCGGAUCGCGGGGAAAGAAAUCCAGGAAACUUCACGUUUCGAGGGCCAGGGCUCCCAGUCGAUUCUCCGAGGUUCGCAAAUCCUGCGCUCCGGAUUCCUUUCGCGGACGCAGAUGCGUUGUGCGCUGCGGGGACGAAGAGAAAGACAAAGAAGAAGAAUCCGCAGCCCGCUUGGUCAACAUUGAAGUUCACGUUCAGGUGUCGUCGAUCUGUGUGCGGCUGUGGUCAUGUCUGGCUUCUCCGAUUCGACCGCAGGAUGUGACAGAGGGGGGAAACGCAGAGUGCAGGAGGCUGUCUCUUCUGUCCCCUCUCCGUCGAGGUGACGGCGAAAGGGUUGACGGCGAAGGCUCGCCACUGAGAGCGACAGGAGAGGAAGAAGCCGUGGCGGGGGAGUCGCAAGAAGAAAACCGCCGUGCGAAUGGAAUAGGACAGCCGAGUGAAGACCGGCACGCACAGAGAGGAAAUGAUAACACACGACAAAGCUCGCUUCCGAUGCAUCGCUGCCCACGGGGGAUAAGCCUUUCAGGACGAAAGGCGGCAGAGGGAAGGAGCAAGGGGAAAACACGCACGGUGUGGCAAGGCGGUUUCGGCGAGUCGACGUCGACGAUCGGGGAAACGGUAGCCUUCAAACUGCUCGAGACGUCGGACGCUUUGCCCAGGGAAUCCUCAAAACAACGGAUCGACGCGUGUGCCUCGGUCGUCUUUGCGUCUCCGGUAAUUGACGCGUCAUCACCCUUGACUACAACACGUCCCAGGCAGUCGUCGCUGUUCACCCCCUCUGCGUCGUCUGCGUCCGCUUCUGCUCCUUCCUUCGAUUCGCCCCUUUCCUCGUCGUGUCCUGUUCCCGGAUGGGAGGGAUGUCCGAGCUUUGUUGUUCUCCCUGAGGCUUGUCCCGCGUGGAGGCUUCGAGCCUGCGUCCUGACCGACGAAUGUGCGGUGACGGCGCAGACGGUGGAAACCAGCAACACGCGAUGUUCCCUUGCGCUCGAGUCGAAAACGUUCUCCAUUCUCGUUCCUCGCCCGUACAGAUCUCUUUCCCAUCCCUACCGCUCCCUGUCUUUGUCCCUUUCCUCGAAUCCUCUCGCCGCUUCCAGUCACAGAGCGACCGCGACGCGAGCCAGGCGUUCGUCCUGUCUCUCGCCCUCUUCGUCCCUCCCGAACGCCAGUGACAGCCGGCGGGGGGGGGCGUCCAGUCAAGAUGGACCGAGAAAGGGAGAAGACAAAGGAGCAGACUCAGGACCGAGUUCCCGUCAACAAGCAGACGCUGGGAAGAGAGGCGCAACGCGUGACGCGAACUCUGCCUUGUACACCUCCGCUGUCCCAGAGCCGGAUGCAUCACGGCCAGAGAGAGAGCGGCGACGGAACAGCAAAGACAGGACCACAGCGGACGCACGUCUCAGGCUGACUUCGUUAGGCCAUCGUUCCGAGGGUCCGGAGGUCCAAGCAGAGGCGCGAACUGGCGGAGAGCAAGGAGGAAAGAGUCGAAGAGAGAGGGGUGGCGAGCGACAAAACGGGAAGGAAAACGACAACAACAAGACCCGUGAGCGGAAACGCGGCGAGGAACACGAAUUGGGGUCUGGACCGGAUGCGGGAGAGCGAAAAAGUGAAGACGCGGGGGGAGCAAGGACGAGACAAAAAGACACUCAACUUCCUGCAGAGCGAAAGCCACACGCAAGCGCUCGGCAGGCGGAGCGCGCAGUCUUGGAAGAGCACGAAAGGGGGCAGAGGCAGCGUGACACGGAGCUUCGCUCUCGACCUCCAGAUACACAGCGUUCACCCCGAGCUUCACCUCGGGGUUCUCAUGGUGACCGUCUUGCCAGCGACAUUUCUCCGGAGAAAACGGGUCGGCGACGAAGCCAGGCGUUUCCCGACUCGUCGCGGACGUCUGGGCUGUCUGCCUUCCGGCGCAAGAACAGGCGUUCUCCGACUUGGUCCGCGAAUCACCCCUUGAGGAGCCGGCCGUCGGUAACCGCCUUAGAAGCAGUAUAUCUGCUUCAUCCCAUUGGAGAAGAGCGUGUGCAUCCCAAUCCUUCAUUCCUUCUUCUUCCCCCUCUCACGCGUCUUCUGUACCGGACGCCACAGGCGCAGAGGCCGAAACGCCCCUCGUCACCGCCUCUCCCGGCACUUGCCGAUCCACUCCAAGGCAACUUGUGCAACGCCCCACGUCCAUACGUGUCCUCCACCAUCUCUCUCGCUCGCUUGCUGUUCGCAGCCCUCCCGGCCUCGCCAGGGUUUUCGCCUUCGCCCUUUUCAUCGGCUGCGACGGCUCUCCAAUUGCUCGGCAGUCCCGUGACCGAGACCCGGUCGCGAUGGGCCUUUCCCCCGCCUCUCCCUGGACUUGUCUCUGCGGAAAGAGAAGGGAAAAGCGGCGACCCGACACGCCCUUCAUCUACAGCUCUUUCCAAACGGCGAGGCGUUGAUUCGCGCUGCCCCGAAUGUGGAGCAGACGAAGAACGCGAAGAGGAUGCAGCAGAAAAAGAACCAAUACUCGGCGGACAAGCUGGAGACACGGGUUCCGCGGUUUUACGAGCGACAGGCUUAGACAUCGAAUCGAAGGGGAAAAAAGAAGGGGGACGAGAAAGGGAAAACAGAGGAAGAACUCCAGAAGCGUACGGGGACCUUUGGGGCGUUAGGGACAGAGACACAAACGUCUCUGAUAAGACGGCUUGGAGGAAGCGCCCAGAUCCACCUGCUCAUCGGGGAAGAUGUGGAACACUGGAACCGUCGGGGACAGACCCCGAGACAGAGACACCCUGGCAGACGCCCAGAGAGCUCCUGGUGACAAAUCGAGCAUUGGGGUUUGUCUCGCUCCUUCGCCCGUCUUUUGUCUCUCACGCCGAUGUUGCCAGUGGAACAGGCGGACCACAACGGGAGACACAGGUUGAAGCCUCGGGGAAGCCGGCGGGGGUCGGAGCAAACGAGCAGAAGGGCCUCGAAGAAAGAGAGCCAGGAAACCCGAAAGGGACGAAAACACACCUGGGGAGGGCGACGGGCGCGAAACCCUCGACCGCUGAGCGAGAAGAAGGCCAGGGAGAUGGAGCACGGCAGAAAGGAGAGACACACGCGUGGGGGACAUUCGAGAAGGAAGACGAGAAAGCGUGGGAAAUCAAAGCGGACCUCUGCUUUCUGGAAUUUGCACAGAAACUCACCGCCAAACUGGGACGGUACCGGCUCGCCCUCGAUUGGGAAGCGACUGCCCAGCUACUUGCUUGGGUCCAGUCAGUGACCGCAGGUUUCUCGCUCCUGCCGGAACAGUCUUCCAGCGCCUCUUCGCGGACGUCUCAGGCGACCGCGGAGCCGCGCGGUGUUUGCCCGUCUGCGUCCUCUUCGUUUUCUUCUCCGCUGCGGUUCGGCCUUGACGCCUCCGACCGUCCCUCUUCCGCAGCGUCGCUCUCUUCCGCUAGCGUCAAAAGCAGAGACGACCAGGGCGCUCCCUCUGACUCGGCUUCUGGAUCUCCGUCUGAACCCCGCGACCCGCCGCCUGCGCCUCAGCCUCCAUCGCCUCCGUCUCCAUCUUGGAAUGCGGCGUGUGCGCUUCUGGUACCUCAUCUGCAACUUCUUCUCCCCUGCGUUGGCCCUUCGCCUUUCGCACUGGCGUCAGUCCGCCCAACUCCCGACUACGACUUUUUUGUUUCACCCCGUGGUGGCGGCGCGCGCGCCCACCAGCUGGGGCUUUGUGGCCGCAGCGGGAAAGCAGAAGGGAGACAAUUCCAGCGAAGAGCGCCGGGAAACCCCGAUGAAGGACAGCAAGGCGAUCGACGCUGGUCUUCUCAUCGAUUCAGCGCUGCGUCAGUUCCGCGUCUGCACUGCCAGCUCGACGGUGCGGAACGGAGUGCAGCUUUGGCUCCUAACUCUCUGUCUCCUCUGUCCGCUCUAACUUUCCUUCUUCCUCUCCACACGCCGUCCCGGCCCCCUCCCGUAUGUCUCCUCGAGUGUUCUGUCUCGGCCUCUUUUCAACAACGCGCCGUGCCUUCGCUGUCGCCGCCGCCUACUGGGGCGCCAGACUGCGAAGCCUUGACUGUUUGCUCGACUGCAUCUCACGCGUCCCCGCCUUGCUCUCUCCACCGGCGCAGGCGACAAACGACUUUCUCGGACGGAUCUGGGGAGUCUCCAGUCUUGUCCGCGUCUUGCGACGCGCAGUCCGCUCCUUCGCUGCCCUCUGGUCCUUCGUCGGGUCUUCCUGCCAGUCGCGGUUUCCCCUCGAUAUGGUCAGGGAGAGAGAGACAAAGAGGCCGGUCUUCGCCGGUGCCUCUGAGCGCCGCCUCCUGCGAACACACUCCGACGUUUUCGGACAGCGAACUGUCGUCGGCAGCCCAGUUCCCCCCACUUUCGUCAUGGUCAUCAGGCGAUCUGGAGAGCUCGCGAACGCUCCGGUUGUUUCCACGCCCGGGGGAAGGCAGUGACACAGGCGCAAGUGAGGAGAGCGAAGCUGAGGCGCCACACGAAGGGGACAGUGAACAAGACGCGGAAGGGAUCGCGGCAGAGUCUCCAGAAACUCCAGACGGAGAAGAGAGCCAUGCCAGACAUUCCACGCAACUGCUUCCAGAAGACGGAAAUGGUCCUGGGAAUCGGAAAGAUUUUCAGGACGAGGUCCAUACGCGUCAAACGGUGGCGCUGUCUCUCCAACACGUGCGUCUGUCUCUCUUGCUCCCCACUUCCUUUGAAGGAGAUGGCAGGCGUGGAGACAGCGGAAGCCUCAGUCGAGGCGCCUACAGCGUCCGGCAUCCUCAGGCAGACCGCCGAGGCAGCCGAUCGACGGCCAGGUCACAAUUUGCCUCGGCUCCUGCUACGCUGGGAAGCGAUCGCCUUUCGCUGUCGCCUUCUCAGAAGCAAACAGGAGCUGCCAAGGCCUUCUCGCCGCAAGCGCGGAACUUGCGGUUCCCGUGCGCCGCUGGACAACGCGAUGGACUGCCAGUAACACGGAACGCGAACGCAUCGGAGAAACGAAGAGACAAAGAGAAGGAGAAAGAGAGAGAAAAAAGGCGACUGACGGACCCGUUGGAAGAGCCUUCGGUCGCAGACGAAAGCGAUCGAGAAAGAGUCAUAUCUGGAGGCGCGAGCGACGGCCCUAGAUCCCGAGGAGAGACCUGGGGCACACCCUUCACCCAUCUGUGGUUUCCAGGCUCUUUCAGCUCCAAACUCAAAUUGCCAAUCAGUACCCUAGACGUUUGGACCGAGCAGGAGGCUCUUCCCAGCGACUCCGGGCCAGAGCUGCCAUUGUCUGUGGCGGCUUUCCACGUCAUUCAGGAUCUCCUUCUCGAGAGACGGAGAAGGCGCUGGAGGCCAGGUUUCUCUCUGGCCAUGGCGGCCCGCCGGCUCUCCACUCGAGCUGAGGUCAGUCUCGUGCAGCUCAUCGAACCGUUUGCGGUGACGCUUCGCGCGCACAGGAGGCAAACUGAAGCGACAACUGGAGAAGUGGGAGGAUGGCGAGACGAGAAGACAGGAGAAACGCUGACGGCGGCCGCGUCCGGACGGGACCAGGCAGAUCACGCGGCGUCAGAGGCGGAGCGAAGAACCACAUCCCAUAGGACGGGGAAGGCGCACGGCUUUCGAGCAGAGUCGAAUGAAGGGAGGCAGGAAAGGGAGAGACCAUUGCGUGAGCGGAACCAGGCAGCAGCGGGCAUGGAAAUAAACUCGCAAGGUCAAAAGAGCCCAAAGCGGAGGAAAGAUCAGCACGCAGACAGGGAAACGCGGUCCCCCCUCUAUGCGGUCGCAGCGACCGCCGUACCUGCCAAGAAGCGAAGCGCUCUCAUGGGGAAACUCGUGGUGCAUCCGAUCAUGAUGAAUAUCACGAGUGAGGCUGUGGGGUAUUUGGGCUCCUUGGCCUUUCUGGCCUCGGGGUUCCUCGCCCAUCUUUCCACGCUCGAAUCCCCUCCCUUUCCGCCGCCUGUCGCGCGUCCUUCCUGUGCUUUGCUGACCUCCGAGAGUUCUCUACGAGCUGUCGAGAGGUUUUCGUUAGCCACUCCCAAACCGGGGGAACGGGCGCAUGCAGCGGGCGCGGCGGGUGCGGCCUCGUCUUCUGCGUGCCUAGCCUCGUCACUUCUCCUUUCCGGCGAGAGCGAGGAUUCGUCUACAGACCCCAACAAAGGCGCGGAGCUGCUGGAUGGUGCGUGGAGACCAAAGGCUCUACCUACGAACGCGCCCGGGCUCUCGCUCGCAGCUAGCCGCCCCGAGGGGCAAAGUGUCCCCUUUUCGCGCGCUGGCUUUCACGGUCGCCCCUUCCUCACCACUGGGCAGUCGUUCGUCUCUAUCCCCGAGGAUUUCCUCGAUGAAGCACGAUCCAGGAAACUGGAGGACACAAAGAGGCAGAAACAGUCGGUUAGAGCAAGGAAAAGCGUCGCAGGGUCGCAGGCACCCGUCUUACAACUCGUGGGAGAUAAGGAACGCUGCAAGGAAGAGAUGGAAAACCUGGAGGAAGUGCCGAGACAAGAGCCCCUACGGCAAGAUGCGACACUGCCUUUUCUAUCAUCGAGCUUUGGUCUACCUUCCUACAAAGCGGGGGAAGAAAAAGGCGAGGAAUGCAGGAGCAAUCCUCAGUCAGAAACGGAGAUAAAUGACAAAGGCGAAGACGGGCCCUUCGCGGCUUCAACGCAGUCUCCCUCCGAAGUCGAGUCCCCCCUUGAGGCUUUGUGGACUGCCGUGGGCGCCGUCGUUUCCAACGUGGAGUUUUCCCUUACAGUCGAGAGCGUGAAAAUCAAAUAUGUUGCCGUGCAUAUUACCGUCGAGGAAGUGAAAUUCGAUUUUCGAAAAACGGUAUUCCCCAGCGAUCCGUUCCUUUGUCCGAGCCCCGUGACGCGGCUGAUGUAUGCCCGUCGCGCUCAACCCCUUCGUCUUGGGCGUGGGCCGCCGCUGUCCUUUUCGUCGCAAGUUGUCGGCGAUGGAGCGGCAGCUUGGGAAUCGCGGCUCUCGGCUACUGCGAGGGGACGGCGCUCUUGCCCCACCUCCUCUCGGGGGAGACAGACCACCCGGCGCCCGUCCUUUUCUUUUCUUUCCGUGCUGCCUCCCCGCGAUUCUUCAGCUGUGCCUCCGUCUUCCCUACGUUCAGACGGACCACACACGAGAGGCUGCGACGGGGCGAAGGAACGCGCGCACGGAGCGGCGCGGUUUUCGUUUGCGGUGCCGUCAGCACGGAAGCGAGGGAACGGGGAACACGGCGCAGGUUCUUCCUUUCUCUCGCCACUGCGCACGAGCUGGCGGCUCGGGCGAGGAGAAGAAGCGCACCCCCCAGACGGAAAAAAAAAGGGGACGGACAUCGGGGAGCGAGGAUACAAGGAGCCAGAAGAGGCAGGGAGUCAGGCAGUGGCGAUGGGCUGGGAGAGAGAGGAGGCGCGCCAAGGAGAACCAGGUCUAGACGAUGACGGAAAUCGUAUUGGCGACCUCGAAGCAAUCUUCCAGAUGACCAUAGCUGUGGAAAUGUUCAGGCGGUCGAUGAGGACGGUGGAGUCUGUGGUCGAACCCUGCCAAUUGACAAUGCAACUCAGCUAUAGUCCCGGCGAAGAAUCCCUCCACGAAAUUCGGUGCGGUCUCGCGGAGCAUGCGCCUUCUCGUCUUCGGCUCGUCUCAGCUUGUCGCCGUUCUUCCUUCCCUGAAAUCGCUCUGACUCCUCCACGAGUCCGAGGUGUAUGCUCGCCUGCAGAGGACGCGAAAUGUGGGAGACCCAUGUGGCGAGAAAGACACAGAAAGCGACAGGAGCACGAGGCAGACGCGGGAAACCUCAGCUGGCGGAUGAAAAGCGAAAACAAAGACGAUCUUCGAGUAGCUCUGCAUCUCACGUGGAUCAACGUAACAGUCGCACCUGUUGUGAUGGAUGCGCUGAUGGAGACAACUGAUGCCGUGGAGGAGCAACUGAAAGCUUUCUUGAACGCCGUGACAAGAUUCUACCUGCCUCCUGGAAGGCUUCCUGAGUCUGCCGGCGCCGAUGAGCUACGGUCUCCACCGGCUUUGUCUUCGGGCGCAGCCCCGCGCCCUUCACUUUCUGCGUCGACCAGGAGCCUCCCUUCCUCGAGCUCCCAGCAGGCUCUUUCCGCCCAUGCUGCUCAGCGCCUCCAGUCCCCAGACUUCGUUUCUCUCGCAGUGGCGAAUUUCUGCGAUCUCGUCGCCGCCACGUUCGGCCGCGAGCCCCAGGAGGCUGCCCGAAAAGCGGCCGACGAAGGCAUCGCAGAGAUCGAGGAAGAAGGGAUUUCGCGAGAGAGUGACGAAGAGGAGACCGAAACAUGCGGAGACAGCACGGCUUGCCACGCAGGCGAACCGCAUCCGAGAGAAGAGGGGGACAAGGCGGGCCGAAGCCAAACAGGCGGGAGGCAGAGCGCGAACGAUGAAGCAAUUCUGGAAGACGCGGACCAAAGGCGAGCGGAUGACAAGGCAGAGAUUAAGAAACGGAUGAGGGAAGAAGACGAAGAACGAACGAAGGAAACAUCCGAUGGCUGGGACAUUACCGGUGGCGACGCCCAGCCGAAACUGUGGAAUCUGACAGGUCAGCCUUUGGCUGUGCGUCUCACACGUCUUUGGCGUCGGUCCCGCGACCGCACGCGGCAGUCUGGCCGCGUUCUGCGGUCGGCGUCUUUCUCGUCCACGCAUUCGCGUCGGUCUUCCGAGAAGAGGCGCAGCGACUCUUCAACCUCCAGCAGCUCGGACCAGGCCAGGCGUGGCGAGGCUCUCGAGUUGAGCGACGCCACAGAGUCGCUCACCGGUGCGUCCUCGGCUUCCAGUUUCAGCGGGGGACCUGAGGCGCGGGAGGCGACGGGCGGUCGGCGGAGAGAUCGCAGCAGAUGGGAAGGUACACGCGAGCGAGAGGGAGAGGACGGCCGAGACAGGACGGAGGGCGUGCCGCCCUCCAGAACGUCGUCUUUCCCCGCGUCUUCGUCAUCUGCGGAAGCAGCGUUUUUGGUUUCUCGAGGGCGCCUCAAGCGAAGUGGAGCAAGACGGAUUGACCCCUUUGCAGAGCGAACUUCUGCAGACGCCCAAGAAAGACAGGCGCGGCCGCCGAUGCCUUCUUCCUUAGAGACGCCCCGGCGGGAGAAGAAACGGUGCAACCCGAAAGCAGAUAGAGAAACAGGGAGGGGCCAAGACGAGGGUGAUGAGCCCUGGUCAUCCAGUCUGUCGCUGGAUGCCGACACGCGCGAGGAUUCCUACGAGUGGACAGUUGUCCAAUCGGGGCACUGUGUCUGCCUGCCUCAAGAUGAAGAAGCCCAGCCGCUGCCAGUGGGGAUCCGGCUUUCCUUCCUAGGUGUGGUGUUUCACGUCGAAGAGCUCUCGGUUUCCUCGUCGCAAACGCAGCUGCGUUAUAUUCCACUCGCACUUCUUCCGUCGUCUCCUGAGAACCUGCCGGCGAAAACAGGGCGGCAGCAAAGAGAGACAGGAGGGCGCGCAGGCACCGCGAGAGGGAGCGCGAGCGGCACAGGCACGUGCGCCGAGGCUGAGAAGGAACUGUCGCACCCUAGAGGUCCCCGAGACAAGACGAGGCGAGAACGGGUGGGACGCGACGGAGAGAACGCCAACGAGGGAAUGAUAAAAACACACGUUCGGCUGCUCGCGCGAACUAUCUUUUUGACUGAGCAAAAACAGUUCAACGUCUUUCUCUCUUCGGUCGUCACGAUCCGCAACCGGAGCUCCGUUCCUGUUUUGAUUUUCCCUCACCCGUUGGUAGCCGAACUCGUCCCUCCUCCCGCGCCCCUUCCUCUUGUAACGUCUCGCCUCUCCUCUUCGUCUUUCGGUUCAGUCUCACCCCCUCCUGGUUCGGCGAGCAGUCCUAGCGACAGCGCUUUUGCCUCUGUCUGUUCUGAUCUCAACCGCGGGGAAGCCGGCGCUUCUCGCGACCAGUCGACCGCGGUGGGGAAGGCCGCGAGUCUCGACGGUGCGUCUUCUGCGCUCGGAAGGGCCAACCGUCAUACACUCCCGCGGGGCUACGUUCAGCGCAGUCGCGCGAGGACGUUGGGCUCCAAAACAGAUCCGCUCUCAUCUCGGUCUUUCAGCUCGGCUUCGUCAGUAUCUCCGCUUUCGUCCCGCUCUCCUGUGGACGCCUCAUCCGUUUCGCUCUCUCGUGCGAAGUUCGUCUUCGCUUCUGCCAGGCGCUCCCCGCCGGCGCCAGUAGAAGUCCUUCCCGGAGAGGGCCAAGCUCACGUGCCUCUGACGUGGCUGUUGCCGCGCGCAAUGGUGAUCGAGGCUGUGCUUCGGCAGAGACGCGACCAAGAACGAAAAGCGUCACGCGAUCGCGGCCGAAGGCCCCGGUGCGAAGGCGGACUUCCGCCGUCGCGCGACGUCUUUUCUCCUGGCUGUUCCGUUUCCUCCUCUGUAGACGAUCACGAGGCGAGCGGGAAUCGGCCGCAAAGGCAAAGCCGCCAGAGCGAAAGCGACGGCGGCCUUCUGCUCGACGAAGAAGAGUGGGAAGAAUGGCGACGCAGCGGCGAGACGGAACCUUUUCUGGUCAUCCCGUCGGGCACUCUCGUGGCAGCAGUGCGGCGCUCGCGGGCGGAAGACGCCGACAGCGGGCGCCUGGAGGCUUGUUCUGAUGGCGCCAAGGGCCGAAUCGCGCGACGCAGCUGCGUGCCUCGAGCGUCAGAAACCCAGACCGGGUCUGGGAUGAGGCCGACACGAGCAGGAGGAGACGCCAUCGACGCCGAAAACGAGGCCGCAAAAGGCGACGGAGCCGACGCAUGCGAAGGCGACGAGGAACGACGAAGAGACAGAGGAUGGAGGGGCAAUGUCACAACGGCUCGGAAUCGAGGGGACAGUUCGUGGGAGGAAGGUGACGGCGAGGAAGAGGCAACAGGAAAAACCAGGCAACCGCGCCGUGGGGAGGAAAGCGCGAGGCGAGCAGGACGAGAACCACGGGGCGGAGACCUAGCCUGGAGGCAGAGUGGUGGCGAGGGCGUCGACGCCGGGAGCUCGCACCGGAGGAGUCAGCUGGGCUCCUGGGCGACGGCACGAUCACGUGACGGCGAAUCCCCAGAUGUCGACGAUGUUACGAUCCUUCAUCGCGCAGCCUCAGACUGGAUUCUGGGGAAGGCGAAAUCCCCCAAGGCAGCAGACAAACAGCUCGCCCGGCUCUUCGUCACGGCGUAUCGCUACCUGUACGCUCUGGCCAGGUCUGUAGGCGCCCAGCCGCUGCUGCCGGCGGGGAAUUUCCGGCUUCUGACCGAAUCCCUGGACUGCGCCGUCAGCGCGCACUCCAUGAAGCCGCACCUUUUGGAGUUUCUUCAUCCCUCCGACGCCUGCUCUGUUCUCGACCCCGCGAGGCGACUGGUGCGGCCGUGGAGAAGAGAGAGCGACAUCGUGCACCUUCUGACCUCUCAUCGGCAAACGAGUCCCAAACGAGAGACUGACAACACGCACCGUGUCUUUCUUCGAGAGUCCCUCGCUGGAGACACGAGCGCAGCGCGCCUCGGGAACGCGCCUGUUCCCCAGAAAAGCCACGGAAGGGCCGUAGGGGACGGUCCCCCGACACCCUGGGAGAGGCAUCGCUGCGAUGCAGAUGCAGAAGGCCGAGACGGUGACCCAGCCAAUGCAGACCGAAUAUCGCAACAGGAAUGGAAUCGGAAAAGGACACGAUUUCACGAGACAGCAGAGGCUUCGCCUUCGCGCUCGCUGUGGAGCGGCCGCGAAGAAGUGGCAGGGACAGUGGGAAGCCUUUCACUGCAUUUGGGAGGAGGCGCCGACGCGGCAACGCCCUCACACGCGACUAGCGAGCUUGGGGAAGGCGACGCGCGAUCGCAGCCGGGCAGACACGCAAGGCGAAGAGAGGCGAACGCGAGUCCAAAACGUGCCAGGCAGAGCCUGUCGCCUUCGCUUCGCCGAGAACUGACGGGAGGGAACGCGGCGCUCCAAAAAAGAGCGACAGCGCUGGCCCUUGCAGUGACCGUGUAUGGCAAGAAGCUGCGGGAAUUCUUGGCUGACACAGAGCCUCUGUACUUCGAGAUUGCCCUCGAGGCGCCGCUCCAGAUUGGCAACCGCCUGUUUGAGACUUUGAAUGUGUCCCUCGUCUCCCCGUCCUCCACACCUCUACCUUCGCUCCGCCAACCGUCUCGAUUCUCCGUCUCGCCUCGUGCCAGUAAUGCCGGUCGCCUGUCAAGGGAGAGACAGUCGCUGCGGGCCUCCCUCUUCUCUGCUUCUCCAUCGCCCUAUCUCGUGUCGUCUUCACCUUCAUCUGGGCGGUCUCGUCUUCGGUACAAGGCGACACAGGUCUCCGUGUCCCCUUCGCCGCUCUCAAGUAGGCGAAGAAACAGCGAGGACGCCAGACGCCGGCGUGCCGUCUCCCUCUCAGAACCAUCGGCGGAGCUCUUUGGAAGCGUAAGAGAGCGAGGACGGUCAAGGGGAGAAGAUGGCAAAGCGCAGCAGGCGGAUCAGCUACGCGGUCACCUUUGGGACGAGACACCCGUCGGGCCUGCUCGGGGUUCUCCUUCGUUGGUUGGGGCUUCCUCUCUUACCCCCGUCCUCACUCUGAAAGCUGGAGAGGACGCGCAAAUUGAGCAGGCGUGUCGGGCCUUCUCCCUCGAGAUUUCCUUCUCCAGCAGCGCCACACACUUCACCUACGUCUACCGAUCACAGCCGAUAGGCAUCAACUCUCGGACGGCCGGCGGGUCUCCUGCAGCCGUUCCCGGCCUCUUCUUGCUGCCGCUCCUCGACUCCACAAUUCUGCUCCAUCGUUCGGAAAUCGUGCUUCCCGACGGUGCGCCUCUCGCCCCCGACAACCCGCUCUUCCGCUUCGCUGCGGCCCAGGAGCCCGACGAGGUCGCCAUCUGCGCGGAAACGGUCGCCGGCUCAGCAGUCGGACCUGGCGGAGUCUCCGCAGUCUCCUUUGUGCGCCGGGGGCCAUGCGGAAGGCAGGCCGGAAGUUCUGCGCUCUCCGCCACAGCCGCGAGCCGACGGACGCCCAGCGGCGACGGAGAGUGGCAAAGAGAUGCUGUCGAAGGGAGGGAAAGCGGAGACAGUAGGCGAACAAGCUUAGAGCGCGGAAGGUUGGUAACGAUUGCGAAUGAGCGUGGUGCACUAGGCAUGAACCGGACACCUCCGAACAGUCGUCUGGCCUCGCAGCCUCGAUUUCCAGCCUCGCAAACACUCGCGUUUUGUCCCUCCUCACCAUGGUGCCUCGCCACGAAGAAUCCGGAGGAAGUGAAACUCGCAGAAAAAAUGACGUUUUUGGAAGACGCAGCGUCGCUAGGCUCCCACAUCUACACCUGGCAGACAGGGGUGCGAACUGUGCGCCUGUACGCUCCUUAUGUUGUCGUCAACCGCCAUCCCUCCCCGCUGUCGGUCGCCUGGCCUCGACAACUGCCUCAGAGACUCGAUCCCUUCGAGUGGCGACUGCUGUCGCCCCACGGGGUCGGGGGAUCCACGAAGGGCGCGUCUGGGCGUCGGAAAAAGGAACUUAUUUUCGGCUUAGCUCCCGUCAAUCGGCUGUCAGAUCUGCUGGCCUUGUCGCAGCUGCCUCUCCCUGCGGGCGCGCGCCUGAAAGGCGCGAACGGCACCGCCGACGGGCUUAAAAGGUCGCCCUCGACGGAGAAGAGCGCCGGAGCCGAGGGCCGCGUGGAUGCCUCCCAAAUCGACUUGGACAGGCCGAAGGAAGACACGGAGGCGGAAAGGAGGGACAAGGCAGCUGGCUUCAGCGUCGAUACUGUGGGGGCGACAGGCCAAGUGGUGAUUCCUCGGUUUUUGCUGAGACAGGCGCGUCCCGGCGAGAGGGCCUUUGGAGACAGGCGCCGGCUUCUGUCUCUCGGGAGACCCGGGGGCGAGGAGGUCGUCGAGGGCGACCAGGAAACCUUGCAGGCGCACUGGCUGGGUGUGACCGUCUCUCUCGCCCCGCCGCCGUUUCUGCGAACGAAAAUCGUCAACGUGUACAGUCGGUUCACGUUCGUUAAUUCCCUCGACACCCAGAUUUGGAUUCGGGAACCACAUGAAGGCAGCGCCGCCGAGUUCUUGCGCCUGGCCCCCGGAGAACAGCAGACCUUUCAUCCCCAGCGUGUGUGGCCUAACGGAAGUCCGUCUUUUCAGUUCUCUCUCGUCGAUCCUGCUCUCUUUGAGAAUGACGACAGAGCCGCGCCAGGAGGUUCAGCCCCUAAGGGAAGGCCAGGCGGACGCACUGCACAUGUCGUCGAUGCUCGCGAAGGAAUCAACCUACAGACCAGCGGUUCCAGCUUGCCUGUCAGCUCUGGCCCUUCGAGGGUUCCAUGCUUGAACGCCGCCUCCGAGGCGUCCUCUCCUUCCCCUCCACUGGAUUUGCCAUCGAGAGGCGCGAGUCUCGGGCGCCCGGCUCCACCUGCGCGUCUUCGACAUAUCUGGUCUUCUGAGGUUCGUCUCAGUGCAGUGUCAUCGCAGCAGAUGCGCGUGGUCUGUCCAGCGGCCUCUCUGUCUGCGGCGAGGGACCCGCAGCGUCUCCUCAGCGCCCCGACGCGUUGGGUGCCGAGAGACGCGCUGGCGUCUUCCCCCUCACGCGCGGUCCGCCGGACCUACACGAUUGUUCAAGUGGACGUCCGAGCUGUGGAGCGGGCUGCGAUGUUCGUCUGUUUUGAACGGCCGACGAAAAGCGAGUUUUUGCUGAUCAAUGCCUCGCGCAGGCUUGUCUACUUUAGCCAGGUGCUCGGAACCUCCCGCCGCGCCCUGGGGACCGGGGCGAGUCGCGACCGGAGCGAGUUGCUUUAUCCCGGCGCGCAAGUGGAAUACGCCUGGCAAGACCCGACGCGGAGUGGACGCAAGCUGCGCUUCACCGUGAUCGACGCAGGAGGCCAGCAAGUGCAUUGCACCUGCGACAUUGGGCGAGUGAAAGCGCAUCCGCCCUUGCCUUUGAGUGGCGGAAGAGACUGUCUCUUUCUCACCACGCAGGUGGCCCGCGGGCGCCGCGUCGUCGUUUUGACCGACUUCGCCUCGCGAUGGGAGGCGCGCAGCUCCCUGCAACUUGCGACUCCCGCGCUCGUCUUCAGAGCGCGACUGGAAACCUCGCAGGGGCGAGGGAAAACAGGCGGCGACUUUCCCGCUCGCUUGGCGACACAGAGACACGGACAAGGGGACGCAGCAGUGGAGGAGAGAAACGGGAGAAGGCGGCAACUCGCCCAGAGUUUCAAGAGGAGACUCGGGUCGGGCAGACAGGCUCGACCACGCCGCCCGGAAGCGGCCUCGAGACGGACGCUUCGUCGAGACGGAGACGUCUCUGUUGGGAGGAACACCGCAGCAGAGAGAAGGGGGAAGGGUGAGCAGGCCGCAGGAGGCGACAGCGGGCGAAAACGAAAAAGAAGAGACAGCGAUGCCUGCAGAGGAAGCAGCGAUGGCGAUACCGAGCAAGGCGAGAGAGGCGACGGACAAGGCGAACGAGAGAGGAAAGCCCCGGGGCGUGCUUGUGCACAGGACAGCCAUCUUUCGCCUCACGGCCAGCGUUGCGAUAGAGGGGAGGGAGACGAAGAGGCUCCGGGCGGCGAGGAGGAAAGCAAGAGAACCGCAGAAACGUCUGGCGAGGGGGAUGAAGGAAAGGACGCGACCUUUCGGUCAAGGAAACCGCUCACGCGAAGCACAUCGUGUGAGGGCAACCACAUAUAUGGAAGCUCCCGCGACGCGCUUCCCGUGAGCGACCGAAGCGACGAGAAGAAUCAUCGAGAGGGUCGACGGCCCCGCUCCUCCAGCGCAGUCGGCUGCCGAGGCAGGAACGUGGAAAACGAGAACCUUUCACGAGCAGCGCGGUUCCGUUUCAACCGGUGGCGGGCCCCACGGAGGCCAGGCGCCGCCCUCGAACGAGGAGAGAACAAAGCUGCGCUGCCUGAGAUCUCCCGCUUUGAGGCGUCGGGAGACACCCGGCCGCUCGCGCACGUCAGUUCGUCCCGACAGCCCCACCGCCCCGGAGUCGAAAGCGACAGAGGCAGCGAAAAAACAGGGCGCAAGGUCUCUGGAGAUGCAGACGAUGACGCGUUGAAAAAAGCACGAGAGAACGCAGUGAGAAACGAACCGGAUGGACAGGCGGAAAACGCCGAGUCGCCUCCCUUUGUUUCUCUAGACGAUCUUUCAACCUGUCCCCUUAAGCGGCCCAGCUUUUUGAGAAACGACGCGAGCUGUGGUUCCAACGUCGGAUCCCCGCCUGGGACGUGUGAGUUGCCGGAAAGGCUGAAACACCCUGGGGCGACUUUGGAAGGUGACUGCCGCCCUGGAGACGGUUUCGGUUUCGGAGGCCUUUUUUCACAUGUUGGAGAGAUGGAAGGCGAUGCGAGGGAGACGCCUCGCUGUGGGCGAAGUGCGAAGGGGGAGUUGAGUUCGAGUUCUUCGUUUUUUUCUUCUUGUUCUGCUCCGGCGAUCCCCGAGCAGAACUGCAGCCCCUCGGCGCCUCUCUCACCUGCCAUGACAGGUACGGGACUCGUUGAUCAUAGCUCGGUGGAGAGCCGACGCAGAGGAAGACGUUUUGCCCAUUUUCUUCGCGUUGCGCUGCGGAGGAAACAACCCUCGGAGGCCGGUCUUCUGCGAUCGACUUCUCCUUUAUCGUCUUCUUCUUUCUCCACUUCCGACGGUCAACGAGAAGCUCAAGGAAGCCGCAACUCGCGGCGGCGGAGGAGCACGGAGGCACGUCAACAGGCACGACCGCUGGUUCGGCGUAGGCGCGCAGCACACCCCAAGUCUCCAGUGCGUUCGCUUGGACGCCGGCGGAGCGCUCAAGACCGCCUGGUGCAAGAGGAAUGUGUCGGAGAAUCCCAGGUGUCCUCGCCAUCAAUCGCCAUCCCAGGCGCGACGCAGAAAUGGCCAAGGGGUCGGUUGAUUCGGGACCGAAUGCGGACGGGGCGAACCCGGAUGCGGCGGUUUGCUGCGCGAUGGGGCGGGGACGAGGAAGAACAAGGCGACAGUGAAGACGAGCGUCCCUACGACGAGAGGACACGACGCGACGGCGCGCUUCCGCCAGGACAACUUAAUCCUGCCUCGCCUCGGCCAUUUCCGAAGUUGUCGGAUUUCCAAAUUCUUUUCUCCUUUGCUCUCGACGGCCUGGGCCUCUCACUGGUUGACGCGCUCCCCCAAGAGCUCGCCUACGUCGCUCUCUCCGGGGUGGAGGCGACUGCGAGGCGCAUGCCUGCCUCGUCAUUGGUCGGGGUGGGAGCGGGGAUGCAAGACGAAGGCCGGCGCGAGGAGACCCACAUGGACUACCGCCUCGCGAUCCGGAACCUGCAAAUUGACAACAACGUUGCUGGCGCGUACAGCUCCACCAUCGUUCGCCUCGCGACUCCAGAAGAGAAACUCCGUCACUGGGGGGCUGAGGACAAGCGCGGCUUUGUUCCUGGCGAGGGCCUCAUUUCCACGGCGAAGGCGGCGUCCCUGGUUUCAGCGACCGUUCGCCCCUUCCUGCUGGCGCACGGCCAGGACGAAACUGACGAGAAAAAUCUGUUUUUCCGAGUCCAAUUGGGCGGGAAGUGGACCGACGAGGCAACGCUGCUCCAGUACUUUGACUGCGCGCUGGCUCCGGUCUCGCUACACAUCGAAAUCGACACCACCUUCGAACUCGUACGCUACCUCCUUAGCGUCUCGGCCAUCCGCCAAGCGGCUCUCGGAGACCCUCGCUCUGACGGAUUCCUUCGCUUUCGCGCCUGCCCCGACCCGCCCGGUUCGCUCGCUUCGCAGACGUUUUCGAGAAAGCCUUUUUACAUCCAAACCUUCUGCGUGAGGCCGAUCCAGAUUCUGGUCUCUGCACGAGCUCCCCGACUCCACAAGAGGAGACUCCAGGCAGACCGCGAGGUGAUGUUUCUUCGCCAGCUGCAACUGGUGGCGGGAACUGUGACAGAUAUCACCAACUUCCCAGUUAAAUUCCGACUGGUCAUCCAGCAAUCCGUCUUCAACACGAUGGAGCAGUUCCUCGAACAACUGAGCACGGUGUACAUACAGCAAGGCAUCCGCCAAGCCCACAAAGUCGUCGCCUCCAUUGACGUCCUCGGAAAUCCUCUCAACGUCCUUUCCAAUGUUUCGGCCGGAACGCGGGCUCUCUUCCUCGAUCUCAUCCACAAGCGGGCCGUGCCCGGCGGCGACACACACAGACUGAGCCUGUGGGGAGUAUUUUUGCGCCUCUCUCGCGGUUUGCUCGCCGACGUGCUUGACGGGUUGAGCUCGAUCUUCGCAGGCGUCUUCCAGCUCUUCGAGGCUCUCCGCCUCGUGGACGGAGACGACCUCCUGGGCCUGUGGCCCGCGGAGACUCGGGUCUCCCGUCCAACUCUCGAGUGUCCCGAUUCGCUAGCUGAGGGCGCGCUUCGCGGCGUCGUGGUUUUCUUUCAGCUUUUUCUUUCCUCGCUUUUCUCUCUCUUUUUCUACCCCACUCAGUGGACCGCCCGCCAGCGACCCCGUGGGCAGCCAGGCGCCGGUCUGCCGUCCGACGGGGCCGAAGGCGACGAAAGACGAACGCCCCGAGAGGCGUGGAUAUCCUUCUUCCUCGGCCUCCUCUACGGCCUCUCGUCGCUCGUCUUUGGGGCUCUGGGCGCCCUGCUUCUCCUGCUCCACGCGCUCACCGCCGGGCUCCGCGUGGCGCUUCAGAGGCCCCCACACACUGCGUCGAUUCGCCCGCCUCGCGCCUUCACUGACAGCUUCGCCUCCCAGCCUUUCCAUUUCCACGUCUCGCAGGCCAGCGACGUGCAGCAGAAAGGCAUCUCUUCCAAGACGCGUGCGCGCUUGCAGCCAGUGGUCUUUGCCUGUCCUCUGCCGACCGACAGCCCACUUCUCGACGGACGGGAAGCUGAAGCGCGGAGACAGCGCGGACGAGGGGAGGCCGCGGACGCACGUUCGCCGGCGAGGCUCGCGAAGGCGAGCGCGUGGCCGUUGACCGGCUGGAAGGCCGCCGGUGAUUUUGGCGCAGCAGAGGCUGAGGCUCCUGAACGAAGGACCGAGGAACGGCGACUGGAAAGCGAGGCCGACGAGCGGGACAGAGCGAUGCGGAAGCUUGCUCGCUUACCGGCGGCCUCACGCGACGCCGGCAAACGCCUAAAAUACACCUCGCGAAAAGACUACAUUGUGGCGACACCAGAUCUCCUUUUCUACGCAAAAGACGGGAACGUCAAAUGGGUAUGCAGACGGAAAGAUGUGGCGGGUGUCCACGUGAUGGUGCCGCAACAGUUCAUGAACGCGCUCGCAGCGGCCUCCCGAAUGGGGCCAGGCGGCGGGGGCUACGGCGCCGCCAUCGGCAUCCCUAAGGAGAGAACGCGUUUCGCACUUGCCCCGGAAGACGCCACGAAGGCCCAGAAGAGAGCUCCUCUCCUCCGCCUUUUCUCGUCCUGGUUCACGUCCAUUUGGUGCUCCGUCCGACGUGGUAGAGACGCAUCCCGUCCCUCGCCCUCCGACGCUGUCUCUGUUUCGGCCGGGUCCAGUCAAGGCGGCGACGACCGCCCAGGCCCGUGGAAGCCUCGGCCGAGCAGCCGGACGUCUCCGGACAGUCCUGUGAAGGAGAAAGGAGUCAGCCGCGGGACUCGUGACAGCGCUCGCUACAACGGCGCCUUCCUUCCGUCCCAGGUCCGCCCUCGGUCCGUCUCGCCUUUUCCCGGGUACGGUCGCGCCGAUCCCGGGGACGGUCGCGCCGAUCCCGGGGCCGACCGUCGCACCAGUGUGUUCUUUCGAGCUCUCGGGAACCUCGGGGCCUUGGGGCACGUCGAGGGGUCGGUUCCGCUGUUUCUGUUGCGCGUGAAAGUUCGCAACGCGUUGAAUCUCCCCGCCCAAGCGAUGAAAGACCCGCGAAAGGCCUACUGUAUGUACACGCAGGAGGCUGGAGUCCGGGAAGGCAUCGCAGAGGCAGUCGUCAAGGCACGCCCAGGCCGCUGGAAAGGGCGGCGCGAAGUGGACGAGAUUGGCGGGGGAAAAACCCUCCGAGGCCAAGUGAAAAACGUAGGGGGGAACCAGGGAGACGGAAAAGAGCGCGACGUCGCUCUGGCAGCCGUGGCUGCUGCGGCCACAGGCUCCACAGGGAAGGCCGGUGGGGGGGGAGGGAGUCUCCGAGAGGCGAAGCAAGCUGGGAAGGCAGGCGGAGAAACGCGACGGGAUAGGUCGCCAGCGAACGCGUCGCAGCUGCCGAAAGAGGCGCCCAGAAAGAAUGCAACAGAGGCGGAACUGGGAAGGUACGCGACGGCCUGGGUUGAGUCCGGCGGGCGCCACCCACGCGCAAAGCAGACGUUCUCAACGCCGGAGGGGCGAGCUCCUCCCCCCGGCACGCGCCGACGGGAAGGGGACAGCCUUGAGGGCAACUCCACGCAGAGCGACGACGAGGAGCGAGCGCUCGCGCCUGGCGGCAAUGCGAAAGCGCAGAACACAGACGUGGAGAAUGGAAAGAAAUCUCGCAGGCGUCAGGACAGCUCCAGCGACGCGAGGGGAGAAGGGGAUGUACGGACCUCCCAGACGCGAACAAAGAAAAACCGUCGGGCAGCGGAACACGAACAAGAGAGCGACGAGGCUGGCCUCGGCUUCCUGCCUGUGCUCGACCGUUUAGAAAAGGGGCGAGGACACGUGGCAGCUGAAGGCGCGAGCGACGGGGAGACUGAGGAGCGGCCAGCCCGUACGCGAUGUGUCUCAGGGCUGAAUGGCGAGCUUGUCGCUUGGGUCCGGAAGGCCCGCAAGUGUCUCGGCGCAUGUUUCCGGUCGUUUGUUUCCUCUCUGUUGGGAAAGGCGCGAAAGAAAACUCCCAAUAGGACUCCUGGCGACGGCGGUCUCCUCGCCUCCGUAGACAUCCGGAAAGCCCCGUUCGCCGCGGAAGCGCUGGGAGAGGAGGACGGCCGUGGCGGGACUGCGUCACAAAAUGCGCGGAAUCCUCCAGGAAAAAGGAGGCGUGACGCAACCGUAAACUGGUCGCAGGUGCCUUGUCUGCAACGCCUCUCGCGCCGGGUAGCGGCUACAUGCCGACGCGCCCUUCGGUGCGCGAUGGGCAAGACCACGCCGCUUCCCCCGGCGUUUUUGGUCUUUGAAAUCCAAACGCGAGACUGGGACUCCGCCGCUCGCGCCUUCGACACGGUUUCCAGUUUCAUGCACUUCCAGAGAUGA